UUUUUCCUUCUUUCAAAGUUGUUCAGACCAAUAUAAAAGGCAAAACGCUUGGAAGCGGGUCUGUUCUGGUGACCUCAACAAAUCACCUCGUUCGCCAUUAACACUCUGUCCGACCUUCUCACGAUAUGGAAUUCCACCAACAACACGGUAACAGCGAUGGUGUUUCUCAGAGAAUCAACAGCCCAAGAUUUGCAGGAUCCAUGACGCGAAGAGCUCAUUCAUUCAAGAGAAAGAAUAGCAACAGCAGUAGCGGUAACAGCCACAGUAGCCAACACGAGAUAGAUGUCCAAAUCAACUCCCCAAGAUCUGAAAACCCAGUUUAUCCUGCUUUACAUGAAGAGUUGGAUUCACCGUCUGGCAGGAAGCAGACCCACAAUCAGAAUCACCGAGUUCAUGCAGGUGUUGCUCCUCUUUUCGGAAAGAAUUGUAAUCUUCUGAAGAAACCACUUGGAUCUGUUAUUGCUGAUUUGGUAUUACGGCAGAGGAGGCGGCUGAGAGGGUGGAUGUUCUUUCUCUUCUGCGGCUUCUGCUUGUUCUUGGGUAUUCUGAAGAUAUGCGCCAACGGGUGGUUUGGAGCUUCUGUUGAACCAGCAGGGCCGUAUGUGGAUUUGUCUGACACCCACAUCAUUGGUCAUACUCAGCAACAUGUACAUAAGGAGGGUGAAAGUGAUAUUGAACGACCCCUAAUGAAGGUAGCAUCAAGAGUAGUUGACAACCAAAACAGAAUACUUGAAUACUCAGAUAUUUGGUCCAAGCCCGACAGUGAGAAUUUCACUGAGUGCAUUGACCAGUCGAAGGGUCACAAAAAGCUGGAUGCUAAGACAAACGGUUACCUUCUUGUAAAUGCAAAUGGAGGCUUGAAUCAGAUGAGAUUUGGGAUAUGUGAUAUGGUUGCUGUUGCUAAGAUUAUGAAGGCAACACUUGUCCUACCUUCACUUGAUCACACCUCCUUCUGGGCUGAUGAAAGUGGCUUCAAAGACCUUUUUGACUGGAAGCACUUCAUAGAGACUCUGAAAGAUGAUGUCCACAUUGUUGAGACAUUACCACCUGACUAUGCUGGAAUUGAACCUUUCACAAAGACCCCAAUAUCCUGGUCCAAGGUCAGUUAUUAUAAAUCGGAGAUCCUCCCACUUCUGAAGCAGCACAAAGUUUUGUACUUCACGCAUACUGAUUCCCGACUUGCCAAUAAUGGACUACCGAAUUCCAUACAAAAGCUGAGGUGCCGUGUGGACUAUAGGGCAUUGAAAUAUUCAGGCCCAAUUGAAGAACUUGGGAACACCUUUGUUUCGAGGAUGCAAGAGAGUGGAAACCCUUAUGUAGCUCUCCAUUUAAGGUAUGAGAAGGAUAUGCUGGCAUUUACUGGCUGCAGUCAUAAUUUGACAGCAGAGGAAGAUGAGGAGCUCCGGAGAAUGCGUUAUGAAGUUAGUCAUUGGAAGGAGAAGGAGAUUGAUGGGUCUGAGAGAAGGAGGCUUGGGGGUUGCCCAAUGACUCCUAGGGAGACUUCCCUUCUGCUCAGAGGUUUGGGUUUCCCAUCGAAUACCAGGAUUUAUUUGGUGGCUGGGGAAGCUUAUGGGGAUGGAAGCAUGGAAUAUCUUACGGAUGAUUUCCCAAACAUCUUCUCCCAUUCUACUCUUUCUACGGAAGAAGAGUUGAAUCCUUUCAGAAAUCACCAGAACAUGCUCGCUGGUUUGGACUAUGUUGUUGCUCUUCAGAGUGAUGUUUUUGUUUACACCUAUGAUGGGAAUAUGGCAAAGGCUGUGCAGGGUCAUAGACGCUUUGAGGGCUUCAAGAAAACCAUCAGCCCAGACAGGCAGAAUUUUGUGAAACUUGUUGAUGAACUUGAUGAAGGAAAGAUCUCUUGGAAGAAAUUCAGUUCAAAAGUGAAAAAGCUUCACAAAGAUCGAAUUGGGGGUCCAUAUCUCAGGGAGCCUGGAGAGUUUCCAAAGCUGGAGGAGAGCUUCUAUGCAAACCCUCUUCCAGGAUGCAUAUGUGGAAAAUCACCUAACAAGAAGUAAGAUUUAAUGAUUAUGGACUGCAGUCUUCUUUCAUGACAGGAACCACAUCAAAGCCAAGCAAAGGCAGAAGAAGGGUUCCUGGCAUGGUUGCGGAUAUAUUUUUUUAGAGAGAGGUGAGCUUAAAAGGCCAUCCAGAAGGAAAUAUCGCCUUGUGUGGGAAAUCAUCUAAAAGGAAGCUGAAUGGAACCAAGAGAUGGAUGUGUUCAUUACUUCCAAGAGGAUGAACAGAAUACAUUUACUAAAGUUGAAGCUCCAGAAACUGCAGAUCAACAUUGCAGUAAUCACAUGGAGUAGGGUGCAUUGUGUAAUCCUGUUAAUGUAGCUUGGAUAAUUUGAUUGGGGAUACAAAGGGAUGGCUGGGCUGUGUUUCAUUUUAUCUUCAUGUAAUGAGAAGAAGAUAAAGUGGAAAAUGAUCAUUCUUGCGCUGCCUUACAAA
Telopea speciosissima is the source of this 2451-nucleotide messenger RNA. RefSeq names its product O-fucosyltransferase 35. The transcript has 9 exons. Gene Ontology annotation, cellular component: chloroplast; Golgi apparatus; cytoplasm. The record is from RefSeq and is a predicted model, not a curated record. Lineage: Eukaryota; Viridiplantae; Streptophyta; Magnoliopsida; Proteales; Proteaceae. Bases 126 to 2015 code for a protein of 629 amino acids.